Molecule: messenger RNA, 1248 nt
Organism: Orycteropus afer afer
Lineage: Eukaryota; Metazoa; Chordata; Mammalia; Tubulidentata; Orycteropodidae
Gene: AADACL3
Product: arylacetamide deacetylase like 3
Exons: 5
Coding region: 1-1248 (415 amino acids)
Cellular component (GO): membrane
Molecular function (GO): carboxylic ester hydrolase activity
Source: RefSeq, a predicted model, not a curated record
AUGGCCUCACUGAGAAGAAAUAUCAUGCUGUUUCUGGUCUCGAUCUUCCUUGUGACAGCCUGUGUGUUGGCCUCUGGGGUUGCACUGUAUGUAACUUGCUACAACCUUCUCAUAGCAGACUUCCCUGCUGCAAUCGGUCACCCCGUGAAACUGCGAGUCUUAUAUUGCCUUUUCCUGCUGUUGCAGACAUGGGGGAAGAUUUUUGAGACACUGAGAAUCUGCUCUAUGCCCAGAUUUGUCCGUUUCAUGCAUGAUCUGAUGCCUCUAAAGACGGACCCAGAUGUCUUGGUCACAGACCUCCGCUUCGGGACGAUCUCUCUGAAGCUGUACCAGCCGAAAGCAUCCUCCUUGACCCUCAAGCCUGGUGUUGUGUUCUACCAUGGCGGUGGGAUGGUCUUUGGGAGCUUGAAAACCCAUCAUGGCAUAUGCACUCGUUUGUGCAAGGAGAGUGACUCGGUGGUUCUAGCUGUUGGAUACCGCAUGCUCCCUGACCAUAAGUUUCCAGUGUUGAAAACAGACUGCUUUGCUGCCACGAUCUACUUCCUGAAAUCUCUAAAGGCCUAUGGGGUGGAUCCCACCCGGGUUGUGGUCUGUGGUGACAGUGUGGGAGGUGGAAUUGCAGCUCUGGCUUGUCAAGAACUCAGGAGGAGGGUGGAUCUCCCUAAGAUCCGUGCUCAGAUUCUGGUCUACACUUUUCUGCAAGGCCUGGACUUUCAACUCCCUUCCUAUCAGCAGAACAAGAACGUGCCCUUGCUCACUCGGCAAUUUGCCUUCUACUGCUGGAGUCAUUACCUGGAUAUCAGCCCCUCCUGGGAAAGCACGAUCUUGAAGGGUGCCCAUUUGCCUGUCAAAAUCUGGGAAAAGUAUCGUAAGUGGUUGGGCCCAGAAAACAUCCCAGAGAGAUUUAAGCAACGAGGUUACCAGCAGAUGUCCUGUGUGCCUGUGAAUGAAGCUGCCUACUUGGAAUCAAGCCUAGUUCUGGAUAUGGUGCCCUCGCCCCUGAUUGCAGAAGAUGACGUUGUAGCCCAGGUCCCGGAAGCUUGCAUUGUGACCUGUGAGUAUGAUCUUCUGCGGGAUGACUCACUGUUGUACAAGAAGAGGCUGGAGGAUCUGGGUGUGCCAGUGACUUGGCACCACAUGGAAGAUGGCUUUCAUGGCGUGCUCAACACUAUUGACAUGGGAUUCUUGUACUUCCCUUGCUCCACAAGGAUUCUGAAUGUGAUGGCCAACUUUAUAAAGGGCUUAUGA